GUCUUAGAAUAAAAGCAGAGCAGACACAGAGCAGGCAGGCUUGACAACAGCCUGAGAGGCAAACCUCCUGUUCAGAGGAAGAGCCUAGGCCACAGCAGAGACAUGGAGCUCUCCUCAGCCCUUCUCCACAAAGGGCAGCUACCCUGGAGGGGACUCCUGCUGACAGCCUCACUUUUGAUCUACUGGAGCUCUCCCACCACGGCCAACGUCACUGUGGAACCAGUUCCGCCCCAUGUUGCUGAAGGGGCGAAUGUUCUUCUACUUGUCCACAAUCUGUCAGAGACACCCCAAGUCUUUUACUGGCACAAGGGAGAAAAUCCGGAUAACAGUAAUGAAAUUGCACGAUUUAUAACGUCAGAUAAUGUAAAUACAGCAGGGCCUGCAUACAGUGGCAGAGAGACAAUAUACCCCAAUGGAUCCCUGCUCUUCCAGAACGUCACUCAGAAAGACACUGGAGCCUACAUGUUGCGAAUGCUAAUGCAAAGCUAUGAUGAUAAGAAAGUAUCCGUGCAGUUCCAUGUCCACCCACUGCUACCCAAGCCCAGCAUCACAAGCAACAAUUCCAAUCCCAUGGAGGGUGACGACUCAGUCGCAUUAAUGUGUGAGCCUGAGACUGAGAAUACAAGCUACCUGUGGAGGAGAAAUGGCCAAAGCCUCUCAGAAGGUGACAGGCUGAAGCUGUCUGAGGACAACAGGACUCUCACUUUACUCAGUGUUGUGAGGAAUGACACAGGAGCCUAUGAGUGUGAAACCCGGAACCCAGUGAGCAUCUCCCGAAGUGACCCAUUCACUCUGAACAUUACNNAUGGUCCAGAUGUCCCGAUCAUAUCCCCCUCAAAUACUCAUUUUCGUUCAAGGACAAACCUCAGCCUCUCCUGCCAUUCAGCUGCUAACCCACCCGCACUGUACUCUUGGUUUGUCAAUGGAGAGCUCCUGUCAUCCUCCCAAGAGCUCUUUAUCCCCAACAUCACUACUAAUAACAGUGGAUCCUAUACCUGCUUCGUCUAUAACUCUGUCACUGGCCUCAAUAAGACCACAGUCAAGAACAUUGAAGUCCUUGAGUCUGGAGCUCACAGAUAGAAUGAAGCUGUCCCUGGACAACAGCACCCUCAGCAUAGACCCUGUCUGGAGGGAGGAUUCCGGGAAGUAUCAGUGUGAGGUCUCCAAUCCAGUUAGUUCUGAGAGGAGUGACCCCAUCCAGCUGGACAUAAUA
Molecule: messenger RNA, 1213 nt
Organism: Alexandromys fortis (reed vole)
Lineage: Eukaryota; Metazoa; Chordata; Mammalia; Rodentia; Cricetidae
Product: carcinoembryonic antigen-related cell adhesion molecule 1-like
Exons: 5
Biological process (GO): signal transduction; regulation of immune system process
Cellular component (GO): cell surface; plasma membrane
Molecular function (GO): protein tyrosine kinase binding
Source: RefSeq, a predicted model, not a curated record